Molecule: messenger RNA, 1930 nt
Organism: Cannabis sativa
Lineage: Eukaryota; Viridiplantae; Streptophyta; Magnoliopsida; Rosales; Cannabaceae
Exons: 8
Coding region: 307-1575 (422 amino acids)
Biological process (GO): transport
Molecular function (GO): transporter activity
Source: RefSeq, a predicted model, not a curated record
UUAAAUAUUAUUUUUAAAAAAAUAAAUAAAAUGAAAAUUUACAGGAGAAAAUACCAAUAUCUUAUUGAUUGUUGAAAUGGGUAUAUACAUACAACAACGGGACUGGAAGAAGCCGCCAUUGUUGUUUGCCAGCAAAGCAAAUUCUUGUGCUUCUUCUUCUUCUUUCCUAGUUCUUGUCAAACGCAGCGUUUUACGUUUUCUCUAGCUCUGAGGCGGAUCUGACGAGUGUAGGGUUUGGGCUUGUCGACCUUUGGUUUCGGUGCUUUGGAUGAAAUUCAGGAAGCUUGGAGAAUAAGGUCAUCCAAAAUGGGGGAAGCAGUCCCAAUAUACCUGAGCAUUGUUGCCUUCUUUUGUACUGUUGGAGCCAUUGCUCUUGCUGUUUUCCAUAUCUACAGGCACCUGUUGAAUUAUACUGAACCCACUUAUCAAAGAUAUAUUGUUCGAAUAAUUUUUAUGGUUCCAGUUUAUGCAUUAAUGUCUUUCUUGUCUCUCGUUUUACCCGACACUUCAAUAUAUUUCAAUUCCAUUCGAGAAGUUUAUGAAGCAUGGGUCAUUUAUAACUUUCUCUCACUGUGCCUGGCAUGGGUUGGUGGCCCAGGAGCUGUUGUUCUUAGCUUAAGUGGUCGAGUUCUAAAGCCUUCUUGGUAUCUGAUGACAUGUUGCUUACCUCCUCUACCGUUGGAUGGACGCUUUAUUCGUAGGUGCAAGCAAGGCUGUUUACAGUUUGUAAUUCUGAAGCCAAUAUUAGUUGCCGUCACACUCAUACUAUAUGCAAAAGGAAAAUACAAGGACGGGAUUUUUAAUCCAAAGCAAUCAUAUCUUUAUCUUACUAUCAUCUACACGUUAUCUUACACGAUGGCUCUAUACGCAUUAGCAUUGUUUUAUGUUGCUUGUAAAGAUCUGCUUCAGCCAUUCAAUCCAGUUCCAAAGUUUAUUAUAAUAAAAUCUGUCGUUUUCCUGACUUAUUGGCAGGGUGUGUUGGUCUUUCUUGCUGCAAAAUCGGGAUUUAUAAAGAAUGCAGAGGAAGCUGCUCGGUAUCAGAACUUCAUUAUUUGUGUUGAGAUGCUCAUUGCUGCCAUAGGUCAUCUUUAUGCAUUCCCAUACAAGGAGUAUGCUGGUGCAAAUAUUGGCGCUCCUCGUGGUUUGACAGGGAGUCUUACACAUGCCGUAAAACUGAACGACUUUUACCAUGACACAGUCCACCAGUUUGCACCUACUUAUCAUGAUUAUGUUCUCUACAACCACAAUGAGAGUGGUGAUGAGGGGACAAGGAAGUAUCGGUCUCGUACAUUUGUGCCAACUGGACCAGAGAUGGAUGCAGUCAGAAAAAACAAACACAUGCUUGGAAACAAGAUUGAUGACAUACAGCUCUCCAGUCUCUCUUCUUCCAAUUCAAGCACUCCUGAAAAUUCUCAAUCGAUGCCCGAUUCUGCUAACUCCGAGGCAAUGAAAUCUUCACUGCUUGUGGAUACAUCAACAGAUUUCUCUGUGCCUUAUGACAUGUCUUUAAUUGACUUGGAUCUUUCAACUUACCCUUCAAAGGUUCCCGCCGUUAAGGAAAAUGAGACUAGGUGACAAUAAUGGAUGAAAUUGUUGUUAGUUGUGUAAGAAGGGUGUCUGUAUUCUGUAUUAGGGAAUUCUUUUUUGGUUUGUUAAAUUGUGAUAGGAGAGAGGUGGGAUGUUCUGUUCUUUUGCAAAGCUCUAAUUGUGUGCUGAUAUUGGUUUGAAUUCUUUCUUACCCAUCAGCUUAAAGUCAUGUACCGUUUAAAAUGUGAUGCUUCCAAUCGAAGUUAUCCUUAAAUGGUCAGUUUGUCCAGUGUGUAUUGUUUGUAGAUAAGGAACUUUUAGUUGUCAUGAAUUAACACACCACAGAAUCAAAUGUAGAAUAAUUGACCUUCCAUUUUAUUCAAUCCAUUGCUUUGUUCGCCCA